Molecule: messenger RNA, 881 nt
Organism: Anastrepha obliqua
Lineage: Eukaryota; Metazoa; Arthropoda; Insecta; Diptera; Tephritidae
Product: calcyphosin-like protein
Exons: 5
Coding region: 189-833 (214 amino acids)
Molecular function (GO): calcium ion binding
Source: RefSeq, a predicted model, not a curated record
UGAAAAAAAUAUAAAUAAAUUUUUGAGCACAAAAACAAAACAAUAUUUUUGAGUUGCCAAAAUCGAAAGCGAUUAAAAAUUUCUUUCAUAAAAACGACAAACCGUUUUGCUAUACACAAAACAAACGCACGAAAAACACUUCUUAACGCAAAUCAUUCAAUUCAAGGUCAACAAAAGAAGAACGAAAUAUGAGUGGCCGUGACGACUUCUUCUCCAAAGAGGCUUCACUCAUCAACCGUUCCAAGCGAGAGCUAGCAGAUGGACGCGACAAGGAUCCAAUCUACAAAUUACGAUUGCUGUGCUUCAGUCGCGGCGCAACCGGCAUACUCGGAUUAGCAAGGACAUUCCGCAAUAUGGACGAUGAUGGCAGCAAGGCAUUGAAUUACGAAGAAUUCAGUAAGGGAAUAAAAGAGACUGGCUUGGAAUGCACAGAGAAUGAAAUAAAGGAUAUGUUUGAUAAUUUCGACGAGGAUAACAACGGUUCAAUAAAUAUGACCGAAUUUUUGCUGAAAUUGCGACCCCCCAUGCCACAGUCCCGUCUGGAUAUCAUCGAUAAAGCAUUCAAGAAAAUCGAUCGCACCGGUGAUGGCGAAAUCACCAUUGAAGACCUUAAGACGGUCUACUCUGUGAAGGAUCAUCCCAAGUAUCUUAGCGGGGAGAUGUCCGAAAAUGAGAUACUAACACAAUUCCUGAACAACUUCGAGGGUGGACGCGGCAAUUGUGAUGGAAAAGUAACAAAGGAGGAAUUCGUUAAUUAUUAUGCCACAAUAAGCGCUUCAAUCGACAAUGAUGCCUACUUUGAUUUGGUGAUGCGACGUGCUUAUAAACUUUAAACUUUAAAUGCAAUAAAAGCCACGAUGUUCACAAGCAGGAGCUGCCAU